Messenger RNA from Solanum lycopersicum (tomato), 2252 nucleotides. Lineage: Eukaryota; Viridiplantae; Streptophyta; Magnoliopsida; Solanales; Solanaceae. The record is from RefSeq and is a predicted model, not a curated record.
AUGGAUAUGGAGGAAGAAAUGUGUACAACACCAAAAAAUCAAGAAUAUCGAAUUCAAACGCCAUUAGAGUGUCCACCGGCUCCGAAGAAGAAGAAGAAUGAAAACAGAGCAGCAGGGAAAAGGUACAAAAAGCCCAAAAUUACAGCCUAUUUUCAUUCUCCUGAUCUUGAUGCAUUUUUUGGCGGAGACGGAGCUAGAAUUGUAAAACACAACGUAACGAGACUAUGCACCACGAAGAGCAUAGUUAGCGUGAAUGGGCGUUUUCCAGGCCCUCGUAUUAUAGCAAGAGAAGGUGAUCGAGUGAUCGUUAAGGUGAUCAACCAAGUUUCCAACAACAUAUCUAUUCAUUGGCAUGGAAUUAGGCAACUUGCAAACGGAUGGGCAGAUGGACCAGCAUAUGUUACACAAUGUCCUAUACAAUUUAACAAGAGUUACACAUAUAACUUCACGAUCAUCGGUCAGAGGGGAACUCUGUUCUGGCAUGCUCAUAUUUCAUGGCUUAGAGCAACAGUUUAUGGGCCUAUCAUCAUCUUGCCACGACGUAACGAGUCAUAUCCAUUCAAGAAACCAUACAAGCAAAUUCCAAUCAUGUUUGGGGAAUGGUGGAAUGUUGAUACUGAGGCUGUAAUAAAUCAGGCUCUUCAGACAGGAGGUGGACCAAAUGUUUCAGAUGCAUAUACUAUCAAUGGCCUACCAGGACCUUUAUAUAAUUGUUCAUCGAAAGAUACAUUCAAGUUGAAGGUGAAGCCAGGAAAGACUUACAUGCUACGAUUAAUCAACGCUGCACUAAAUGAUGAAAUGUUCUUCAGCAUUGCCAAUCACACCCUCACCAUCGUUGAUGCAGACGCUAUUUACACCAAACCAUUUAACACAAAUGUAGUAUUCAUCACCCCUGGACAAACCACCAAUGUUCUUCUCAAAACGAAGCCACAUUACCCAAACGCCACCUUCCUAAUGGCGGCUCAGCCAUACUUCUCCGGUCUAGGAACUUUUGACAACUCUACUGUUGCCGGUAUCCUAGAAUAUGAAUCCCCUUUACAUAAUUCUCCCACCAACAAAAGUAAAAUCAAACUUUUUAAACCAACCUUACCAAAUAUAACUUCAACAAGUUUUGUUGCCAAUUUCACCAAGAACUUUCGUAGCUUAGCUAACACUCCAUUCCCAGCAAACGUUCCACUAAACGUUGACAAGCGUUUUCUCUUUACAAUAGGACUUGGUUCUAAUCCAUGCCCCAAAAACAUGACAUGCCAAGGACCUAAUGGCACUAAAUUUGCAGCAUCAGUAAACAACAUAUCGUUUAUCCUUCCAACGACAGCACUACUCCAAUCUCAUUACUUUGGACAAUCGAAUGGGAUUUACACCACAGAUUUUCCGGUUACCCCUCUAAAUCCAUUCAACUAUACAGGAUCACCACAACCAAACAACACAUUUGUAACCAACGCAACAAAAGUUGUUGUCUUACCAUUUAAUUCGAGUGUUGAGGUUGUGUUACAGGACACUAGCAUACUCGGUGCUGAAAAUCACCCCCUUCACCUCCACGGUCACAAUUUCUUCGUUGUUGGUGAAGGAUUUGGUAACUUUGAUCCUAAUAAUGACCCAUCUAACUUCAACCUCAAGGACCCUAUACAGAGAAACACAGUUGGUGUCCCUGCUGGUGGAUGGAUUGCUUUUAGAUUUUUCGCGGACAAUCCAGGAGUAUGGUUUAUGCAUUGUCAUUUCGAGGUGCACACAAGCUGGGGACUAAGGAUGGCUUGGAUCGUGUUAGAUGGAUCGUUACCUAGUCAAAAGUUACCUCCUCCGCCUUCAGAUCUUCCUAAAUGUUGAACAAGAACAUAAACUCAACUGCUCAUUUCGCGAUUUCUUGAGUGUUUUGAUCUUCCUUUAUUUAUUUUUUUUCGGAAAAUUUUCCUUCAUUAAGUUAAUGUGUUAUUACAUUCUUUUUUUGUUACAUUGAAAUAAUUCAAGAGAAUUAUGAUCAACAAAUGUUCUGCAUCAACAUGAAUGCAAUCCUAUUUGUGUAAGUACGCAAACCUUAUCCCUAUCUUUCUGAGGGUAAAUAGUCUGUUUUUUCAUUAGACGGUUUAAAUUGAAAAUGUAAAUGAUUUUCACCCUUUAGGCACCAUUCUCGAUUAUUCUAAAUGCAAGAAAUAUUAGGAUAAUUUGAAAGGAAGGUGAUAAUUUUAUUAAUUCUCGUUAUUCAUUUCAAAACAUAUUCAAAUCCAAAAUAAGAAAACAUUAACAACUUAGAAAAU